This is a messenger RNA of Chrysemys picta bellii (western painted turtle), 1728 nucleotides long. Its product is annotated as killer cell lectin-like receptor subfamily B member 1B allele B. The record is from RefSeq and is a predicted model, not a curated record. Gene Ontology annotation, molecular function: signaling receptor activity. Gene Ontology annotation, cellular component: cell surface; plasma membrane. Gene Ontology annotation, biological process: regulation of natural killer cell mediated cytotoxicity. Lineage: Eukaryota; Metazoa; Chordata; Testudines; Emydidae.
UGUUCAUCUGUUUUUGCAACCAACUGGUCAAUAAUCAGUCAAGAGGUUGGCAAGCUGUUCUGAGAAAAGGUGGUCUCCAGUGGUUAGCGCAUGAGCCUGGAACGGGGACAACCAGUGUUCAAGUCCUUUCUCUGCUAUGGGAAUCUCCAAGAAUCCCCUCAGUGCCCGCGCUGGCAUGGGGUCGUUCUGAAGGUCGGGUGCGCCGGGGUCAUCGUCCUGCUGGUGAUGGUAGCCGGGCUGAGUGCUUGGGUUUUCCAGGGCUUCUCAAAUAAAAUGGAGAAAAGAUCAGCCUUGAAGAGCGACGGUGUCACACCGAGAACCGGAAGUGGAGGAGAACGCAACGCCAGCCUGGAGGACUUGUUUUCUCGUCUGAAGCAGAAUCUGUGUGAUCCGGCCCAGAUAAGCUCAGCAGGUGGCUCCGGGUGCAAACUCUGCCCCGGGAACUGGGUGCUGCACGGGGACAAGUGCUACUGGCUUUCGAACGAGGCUGACACCUGGAGCACGAGCCAUGACGACUGUUCAAGGAAGGGAUCUCAAAUGCUGGUGAUCCAGGAUCGGGAACAGAUGGAUUCCCUGCAGCCUGUCCUACCAGCUGACCUUGCUGUUUGGAUUGGCUUAACAUUUAACUCGACACAAGGGAAGUGGACCUGGCUGGACGGUGCCUCUUUCCAUGGAAAACUGGAACUCCCAGAAUCAAGUCAGGGUGCAGAGAGCAACUGUGGAACGUUAAUAAAGAAUAAGACUGAUUUUGACGUCUGCAGCACUGAAUUAAAAUGGCUCUGCCAGAAAGCAGCUUUCCAGCUAUAGACAGCGGCACGACUGAUCGGGACAGGAAAAGGCCUUCAGUGUCUGAAACAUCUACAGUAUUUUCAGCUUUACUUAUAAAUGUCAUGUCAGAAGCUGGGGCCAGAGCCCUGCUGGCGUGACUCAGCCAUAGCUCCACCGGAGACAAGGGGGCCAGACCCCCAGCUGGUGGACAUCUGCGCCUUUGAUGUCAACCGUCAAUAGUUUUAUCGUCCACUAAAGAAAAGCAAAUCCACCCACUGGGCCCUAAUUGCCAGAGGUUUUCCCCACUCCAGCCCCCCAGGAAUAAAGAGGACACACCCCUCCCCCCAGGCCUGGCAGAGCUGGGGAGCUAGUGCCCCCGCAACGGAAAUAUUGCAACCUUGCACAAUGGGCGCACAGCUUGGGGGUGGCGGGCAAGAGUGGGACCAAGGAGGCUGGAACGGGCCUGGGAGCAGGUAGGGACCAACCCUCCCAGCCUGGAGCCCCUCCCCCCCAGGCUAAACCCCUCCCCCCAAAUGCUAAGUCUCAGAACCUCCCUUCACGAUUCCUUCCUGUCUCCCUGCCCCCAUUCCCAGGGAACCUCCACUUCCACCCCCACUUCGCUCCCCUUUAACCAGCUUCCUUUAAUAUGCUGCCCCAACUAGCCAUGUGACCAGUUAACCCUUUACAGGCUGCAGCGCCUUUUCCUUCCUGCAGACCCCGUCUGUGUGUCCUGGCUGGAUGCGAAGCACGGUCACUUCUAUGGGGAAAUAAAUGUUUGUGAAAACAUUGUGUUGCUUUCCAGAUUUGUAUUUAUUUACUGUUAAUAUCGUGAAGUGGGAUAGAGGCCCUGAGACCAGGGCCCCAUUGUGCCAGGUGCUACACAGAGACACAGCGAGAGACAGUCCCUGCCCCAGCUGAGAUCAGGUUCCCGUUGUGCCGGGCGCUGCACAGACACACAGG